AUGUCACAAUCUUCUUGCUCCACUCCAAGCAAAUCCUCUAAAGAGCAAUCAAACCCUAAAAAUAUUGACAUUGAGAUAGAGCUCUUUGAUGUCAUCAAUGAUGUUGUUCCCCUCUCGGUCGUUCCUGUCCGUGCAACUCCCAUGAGAAAGGAUAGAACUUCAUGUUCAAGAAAAGGAAAACCUACUAAAGUAAGUACCUAUUCCACUCCCUCCAUAAGUGCUAAAAAUAUGAAUGAUCCUAAACCCCCAACUGUUGUAAAGAAACCCAUGUCUAUGACAAGUCUGUAUCUCGAUCCCAUAAACAUUGAACCUUAUAUUGAUGUGUCUAAGGAUUGUCCUGUUGCGACAAAUGUUAUGAAAAAUGUUGAAGCUUAUGGAACCAACAAUAAACCUAGAUAUGUUACUACCUUGAGUAAAUCUAGCGUGAUCGUUGCUGACAGAGACGAUGUUGAUAAGAAUAUCAACAAAGAAAGGUAUGAAGAUAUAAAUAAUGAGUUGGGUAACAAAGAAAAAAACCAUACUGAUCAACCCACUGACAUUGUUAAUUUUGAGGAACUGGACUCUGAUGAUAUUCGUAUUAGGAAAAAACUGGCUCCUGGCAUAGCUAAAAGGUUGAAGAACAGAAAAGGCCAAGUUGUUGGAUCCUCUAACACUCCCUCCAAAUCAGCCCGAAAGAAAGCUAGUGACAUCAUCUCUACUUCCAUAAAGUACGCCUAUGGGAAGAAGAUACCAGCUAAUAUUCCUGAAGUUCCACGUGACAACAUUUCUUUUCACUCUACUAAAAAUGUUGAAAAAUGGAAAUUUGUUUAUCAAAGAAGGUUAGCAUUGGAAAGGGAAUUGGGGAAGGAUGUUUUUGAAUCUAAAAAGGUGUUAAGCUUGAUUCAAGAAGCCGGUUUAAUGAAAACUAUAACAUGCUUUGUCAAGGUCUAUAAAAUACUUAUCAAAGAGUUUAUUAUGAACAUCUCCAAGGAAUGUGACAACAAACGAAGCAAGGAAUUCAGAAAAGUAUAUGUCAGAGGAAGACGCAUGGAUUUUUCUCCUGAAAUAAUCAAUAGGUUUUUGGGUAGAAAUAAAGAAGACCAAGUUGAUAUUGAAGUCUCUGACAAUGUCAUUUGUAGAGAGAUUACUGCUAAACAAGUGAAGGAAUGA
Lathyrus oleraceus (garden pea) is the source of this 1149-nucleotide messenger RNA. RefSeq lists its product as uncharacterized. Bases 1 to 1149 code for a protein of 382 amino acids. Lineage: Eukaryota; Viridiplantae; Streptophyta; Magnoliopsida; Fabales; Fabaceae. The record is from RefSeq and is a predicted model, not a curated record. The transcript has 3 exons.